Messenger RNA from Prunus avium (sweet cherry), 1042 nucleotides. RefSeq names its product light-harvesting chlorophyll-protein complex I subunit A4 (gene LHCA4). NCBI's taxonomy places the organism in Eukaryota, Viridiplantae, Streptophyta, Magnoliopsida, Rosales, Rosaceae. Gene Ontology annotation, biological process: photosynthesis, light harvesting. Gene Ontology annotation, cellular component: membrane. The record is from RefSeq and is a predicted model, not a curated record.
UGGACUCACAUUACACAUUUACAUUUCCAUUUAGCACCAUACCAUUAUCUAAUAGUCUCCUCCUGCCUCCACCUGAAAUUCCAUUUUCUUGACCAAAAUUCAGGUGGGAAAAUAUGGCAACAGUCACAACACAGGCCUCAGCGGCUGUUUUCAGGCCAUGCAUCAACUCAAAAUCCAGGUUCCUUACUGGGUCUUCUUCUACUAAAUUAAAUAGGGAAGUGUCUCUUAUUAGGCCCAUGGCUUCUCCAUCUGCUACUUCUUUUAAAGUUGAAGCCAAGAAGGGUGAGUGGUUGCCAGGCUUGGCCUCACCAGGCUACCUCACUGGCAGUCUUCCUGGUGACAAUGGAUUUGAUCCUCUGGGACUUGCUGAGGACCCAGAGAACCUCAGGUGGUAUGUCCAAGCUGAACUCGUGAAUGGCAGAUGGGCAAUGUUGGGUGUUGUUGGGAUGCUGUUGCCUGAAGUGUUCACAAGCAUUGGGAUCCUUAAUGUUCCUAAAUGGUAUGAUGCUGGCAAGGCUGAGUACUUUGCAUCUUCAUCUACCCUUUUCGUGAUCGAGUUCAUCUUGUUUCACUACGUCGAGAUCAGACGGUGGCAAGACAUCAAGAACCCAGGAAGUGUGAACCAAGACCCCAUCUUCAAGCAAUACAGCUUGCCUCCAAAUGAGGUGGGUUACCCAGGUGGCAUCUUCAACCCCCUCAACUUUGCACCCACUCUUGAGGCCAAGGAGAAGGAAAUUGCCAAUGGGAGACUGGCAAUGUUGGCAUUCCUGGGUUUUGUGGUUCAACACAAUGUGACUGGAAAAGGACCAUUUGACAACCUCUUGCAGCACCUCUCAGACCCAUGGCACAACACCAUUGUCCAAACACUAAGAGGCUACUAGAUCUGUUAAAAAAGAAGAAGUGGAAAAGCAUGUUUCAUUUAUUUUGUAACAAUGAUUUAAUGGUAUUUGAGUGAGAUGGUGAGCAUCAAUGUAGUAGACAAAGGUUUUACCAGUGUACAGGAACCAUGGUGGCAUUAAUAUUAUCUUUCUCAUUACAUCUA